Messenger RNA from Gasterosteus aculeatus aculeatus (three-spined stickleback), 3128 nucleotides. Its product is annotated as gap junction Cx32.2 protein. Gene Ontology annotation, biological process: cell-cell signaling. Gene Ontology annotation, molecular function: gap junction channel activity. The record is from RefSeq and is a predicted model, not a curated record. Lineage: Eukaryota; Metazoa; Chordata; Actinopteri; Perciformes; Gasterosteidae. Gene Ontology annotation, cellular component: connexin complex.
GUCGCUGCAGCCUCCCCGCGCACUCACAGCGGGGCACCGGGGACGGCGGAUGGAUCCGACCCUCGACUUUCAGCGUGACGUCUUCGGUGUGAAAGACAUCACAGCUUCUGGAUUCUGUCCGCCUCGCGUCUGUGAGUCACUGUGGACCCUCGGCGUCUCCCCUUGGAUGCACGAAGAAUAAGGAAGGUGUCGUCCGUGUCGUGAGCCCCAGUCGAUGGAUUCAUCACCUUUAACACAAGGAUAUUUUAGCCAGACUUCGUGAAGCAUGGGCGACUGGAGCUCUCUGGGCCGCCUGCUGGAGAACGCUCAGGAGCACUCGACGGUGGUCGGCAAGGUGUGGCUGACGGUCCUCUUCAUCUUCAGGAUCCUGGUGCUGGGCGCGGCGGCCGAGGAGGUGUGGGGCGACGAGCAGUCCGACUUCACCUGCAACACGCAGCAGCCCGGCUGCGAGAACGUCUGCUACGACGAGGCCUUCCCCAUCUCGCACAUCCGCUUCUGGGUGCUGCAGAUCAUCUUCGUGUCCACGCCCACCCUCAUCUACCUGGGCCACGUGCUGCACAUCGUCCGCAUGGAGGAGAAGCGCAAGGAGAAGGAGGAGGACGCGCGCAAGGCCAGCAGGAUCCGAGAGGAGAAAGAACUCCUUUGUAGGAACGGUGCGGACUCGGGAGGAGGCGGGGGACGGGGCGCCAAGAAGGAGAAGCCGCCAAUCAGGGACGAGCACGGCAAGAUCCGCAUCCGGGGCGCGUUGCUGCGCACCUACGUGUUGAACAUCAUCUUCAAGACCCUGUUUGAGGUGGGCUUCAUCCUGGGGCAGUACUUCCUGUACGGCUUCCAGCUCAGGCCGCUGUACAAGUGCGCCCGCUGGCCGUGCCCCAACGCGGUGGACUGCUUCAUAUCCCGGCCCACCGAGAAGACCAUCUUCAUCGUGUUCAUGCUGGUGGUGGCCUGCGUGUCUCUCCUGCUGAACUUGUUGGAGAUCUAUCACCUGGGCUGGAAGAAGGUCAAGCAGGGCAUGAGCAGCGAGUCCCCGCCCCUCCACGAGUCGCCGCGCCGCGUCAACCUCGCGCAGCCCGAGUGCUCCCGGACUGCCCCCCGCGGCCUCGGCCGCCCCCCCGACUACACGGACGUGACGGCGGGCAGCGCCGCCUUCCUGCCGCCCGCGGGCCUGGCGGCGGCGGCGGAGUUCAAGGCGGGCGGACUCCGGCGGGAGGAGCCGCUCCGCCGCCCCCCCACCUCCGCCCACUACUACGUCAGCAGCAACAACAACAACCACCACCGGCUGGCCACGCAGCAGAACUGGGCCAACCUGGCCACCGAGCAGCAGACCCGGGAGAUGAAGGCCGCCGCCGCCGCCGCCCCCUCCUCCUCGUCCUCCAGCAGCAGCGGCAAAGAGCGGCAGCAGCGGCCCGUGGAUGCCGCGGCGCCCCCCCCCAGCAGCAACGUCUGCAGCAACGUCGACUCCACCGCCGCCGCCUCCAGCAGCAGCAGCAGCAGCAGCAUCGCGUCCAGCGCGGGCAGCUGGAGGGGGGGCAAGAGCGGGCAGGAGGAAGGUCACGCCACCACACCCUCCACCACCACCGUGGAGAUGCACGAGCCCCCGCUGACCGACCAUCGGCGGCUCAGCCGGGCCAGCACCAGCAGCGUCAGGGCGAGGCCGAGCGACCUGGCCGUCUGAAUCUCUUCAGCCCCCGUCGCCCCCCCCGAGAGCAGAACAACAAACGGUUCACGUGAGAAUAAGUUGUUGGUUCUCGGCAAUCAGCGAGUUGCCGAGUAGUUUUUACUUCUUUUUUUCGGAUGGUCUUAAUUUACGCACAGAAACGUGAUGACGCAGACUACGCUGGCCGGGAGGCUCCGCCCACAAACGCGGGGCAGCGUGGGACGUCGUGACGUCCCAACGUAGAUCCUCGGAAGGGGAAAGAUCUCUACUUUUAUUCUUUUACUCUUUGUUGAGCCUGAAGGACAAAUUACGACAACCGGAAUGUCAAAGAAACAUGGCCGGAUGUUUGGUAUUUUACCUGGACUGCGGUCAGCCGGCAUCAUUUCCACCUUGAAGGUCUUUAGCGCUUCCUGAACCUCGAACCAACAAACACCCGGGAAGCAACGCCGCGACUCCCUGACACACCAACGCUUGUUUGUUUUUUUUACCCAUAAGCCACCGCGGCGCUUCAGGCAGAGACUAUAAAGGUUGAGACGAAUGGAUCAAUGGACUGAGGUUAAAAAAACUGCAAGUGGGGGUCGUUCCUGUGAAACCCAGAAUGCACCUGGGUCUCUAGGCGCGCCGCUCUGUCAACAACACUAGAGACUAGAAAUGAACCCUCAAACAACAUGGCUGCCGUCUGACAUAAAGAAUAACAAUAUUCUCCUUGUCCAUUGGUAUCAUUUUUUCAAAGAUUAUUUUAUUUUUGCCCUCAAACGUUCUAGUGGAUUUUCCCCGUGAUAUUUUUUUAAUAGAAUUUUACCGAUGAAUUGUCAGUUAGUAAUUUGCUACGAGUGAGGCCAGAAGAGAAGAUGGCGGUCAGCUUCUUCCUUUGUUGUUGUGCUCAUCUGGCUUCAUCUUAGAGAUCUUCAGGAAGCUGAACUUUGAACUGAAUUCAUCAGCAGGUCCUCCUUUCUCCUUCCGCAUUAUUCACAACCACUAAUGUUUGUGUAUAUUAUAUAACGAUUCGUAUCCAGCCGUUAACGUGCAGCCCACCGGAUCAGUACCUGCACCCGGGGGUCUGCUUUCUGUGAUGGAGGGGGCCAGGGCUACAACACGGGGGCCCCCGUAGGCUGUGAGAGAAUCCACCAUGUCUCUCUCCAUCUCACCGGAGCUGCUGUAACGGCAUGCCGAAGGUUUGCAUUUGGAUAGCUGGUAAAGAUUUGCACAGCUGUUCCACAACAAGAAGCUCAGUUCAGGGAAAAGAGGCAGAAGCGAGACGGAAAGAAACAGUGUUUUUCUGUGUGUCCACUCAGUUGUUCUCACCGCUAAUCCCCCCGGCCCCCCCUCACAGGAAGCAUCCCACUCCGAGCAGCAGCCCGUCUUAAACAAGAGAAGUGCCUUGUGUAUGAAUGAUUCAUUUGUGACAGCAAGUUGAUGUAAAUGUUCAUUUACCUCAAAACUGUUAAAUAAAUAAACCUUUUGUAACAUA